Anopheles maculipalpis is the source of this 1092-nucleotide messenger RNA. RefSeq lists its product as uncharacterized. The record is from RefSeq and is a predicted model, not a curated record. Lineage: Eukaryota; Metazoa; Arthropoda; Insecta; Diptera; Culicidae. The coding region runs from base 1 to 1092 and encodes 363 amino acids. The transcript has a single exon.
AUGUGCUCCCCACAAGAGGUCUUGAAGCCAUCGGAACCGUGCUGUGAACCAACGUGUGAUGACGAUUGUCUGCAUGCUAUCUGUCGCAGAGCACCGGAUUCCAUCCCAGUGCCAACGUGCGUUUGCCGGCAAGGAUAUGUUCGGCAUGGUGGUUCUUGCAUACGGAAGGAGUCAUGUCCAUCGCCGUACACCACAGUUACAACAUACGAUUCGUACCGACCGAAGUCACACUAUCCAACUCCGCGUCCAAAGUUGAUGAAAUCAUGUGGCCACAAUGAAAAACUUACCCACUGCCGACCAACGUGUGAACCUACCUGUGAAAAGGACUGUGCCGGUGUGAAGCAACCGGAAAUCUGCAUUCCCGAACCGUCCUGUGUCUGCAAGGAUGGUUUCGUGCGGCACAAGGGUCGCUGCCUUAAACGGAACGAGUGUCCUAAGCGCAACCCGUUUCUACUGUCACACCCACUGUCCGGCGAGUACAUCGACUUCGAUUUCGUUUCCAUGGAGGCACUGAAAUCGGAUGAAGAUUUCGAUUAUAAACCACAGGCCGAAUUCUACAUAAGGCGACCACAUUUUCCUACCUUUGAGCACAAGAAAUCCUCGCUGGCACCGUUAUACUUUCGAACGUUGACCAGUGCAGCAAACUCCGCUUCCGCAGGCUCCUGUGAGCAUACCACCGAAAAGCCAGCCCUCUAUCCACCACUGUGCGCGUGCCACAACAGUGCAAAGAAACUGAUGACUCCUCCAGCACAUUUACCACGGCUGGAUGAGAAUGUGUCGUACGAAAGUACGGAAGAAGAUUCGGACAUUGUUCCGUACGCACCGCCAUCAUCCGUUGGAUCGUGCCGGAAGACUUCUUCGAUGGGUUUGUUCCCGCCGAGUACACCCGCAUCCGUUGGACCGUACUUUGUGCCUCGCAAAACGCUCCCAGCCCCACCAGUAGUACAUCGUAGUGAUUUAAACGAACCAUUGGAUCAUUUUUGUGGUUCCGCGCAGCAGAACUCUGAUGCCCAGGAUGAUGUACGGAAGGGACCAACAAUUUGGCCACCGGUUAGCAGCUACAGCCGUUGCCCAACGUGCAGGCGAUCAUAA